AGAAAAUCCCCACUUUUUUCAUACCCCAACAAAAGGGGGAAAAACAAGAAACAAAAACCCAGAACUUCAAUCUCAUUACCCUAAUCUCUAAUCCCUAAAAUCCAUGGUGGAACUUUGCACUUCCAUGGAAACAGAAGAAUUCUCCAAAUUGCAACCCUAAAUUUGCUUAUUGUAUCUUGUUAGAGAGAGCAAAGUAAGCAACUUUCGAAUUUCGUUGCUAAAUUUAUUGUACAGUAGAUAAUUAAUUAGAUUUAGCUAGAAUAGCGAUAAUCGGGAAAUUAAGGUUUAAUUUUUUAUUCGAUUUGAAUAUUCUGGUUGUUAAAUUUUGAUUCUUUUAAGGUUAAGUUGAUUGUAGAUAAGUAGAAAUUAGGGUUAUGGAGAUGGCGGAGAGCAGUGAGAGAGGGAGGAAAGAGAGAGAAGAAGUGAAAGUGAAGUUGAAAACAUUGAAAGCAGUUAUGGAACAGUGUCAAAGAGCUCUUGAAUCUCUCAACGCCGAUGGUUUACACGACGAUGACGAUAAUUCUGAUGAUAACGAUGAUGAAGACGAUGAUGAUGGUAGCAAAGUUGUUGAAAGAGAAACUUGUGCUCGAUCUUCUUCUUCCUGUACCCCAGAUUAUGAAACAGAGGAGCUCUGUGAUUUGAUCAAGUCUAGGUUAGAAGGCCCAGAAUUUCUUGAAAGAAUUCAGAGUGCUCAGCUCUCAGUUCAACAGAAAAACCCAGAAGAAGGUAAUUCUUGGGAUAUGGUGAGUGAUAAUGAUUUAUGGGAAGGUGGGGAUGUUGAGGAUGAUCAAGAAGACUAUGUUGUUGUUCGACAAGAAGACAUUGUCGACGGGAUUGCGUGCUUUAUGGCUGCUUAUCUGUUGUCUCUUAAACAAACGAAGGACCUGAGUCCUAACAAACUUCAAGACGCUCUUAGCAAAACAUUCUCUAUAAAAAAGAGAAAGGGGAAGCUAAGAAAAGCAUUGGAUGGAACGAAAGUCAUUUACAAUGUUGCAUCCUGGAGUGCCACUGCAGUCGGAAUAUACCAAAAUCCCGCCCUUCUUAGAGUCGCUACAACAGCCUUCUGGACCUCAUGCCGUGUCAUAUCAAGGCUUUUCUGAAUUGUUAAAAUUUCAGUCAAAAAAGCUCACGAAAGGGCCGAGCGUGGUUCAUGUUUUCUGUUACAAUGUGUACAAUCCUUUUCACGUUUCACACAAUUCUGUAGAAAAGCAAUUUCAUUCUUUUGUGUGCUGGAUUGAUAGAUUUCUCAGCAGAAACAACAGAUCAUGUAAAUAUCUCUAUUUAAAUUUAAUUCAUCAGUUUCAGGGUGCUUAACAGUA
Molecule: messenger RNA, 1319 nt
Organism: Spinacia oleracea (spinach)
Lineage: Eukaryota; Viridiplantae; Streptophyta; Magnoliopsida; Caryophyllales; Amaranthaceae
Exons: 6
Coding region: 375-1100 (241 amino acids)
Source: RefSeq, a predicted model, not a curated record